AUGUCAAGUGCUCUCCACAAUACCGCAUUGGGCGGGCUCAUCCGCCUGGUCACCAGAAACAAGACCCUCAAGUACCCAGAAGAGGAACCAGAUUUCAAACUGCCAGAGACAUGGAUCCAGCUCAUGAACGACGAGAUACUGGGCGAACCACCUGCAUUCGGCAGCAUCCCCAGCUCGGAAGAGACGCUGCCGUACACACAGGAUCGUCUCGAGGUCGACGAGAUGCACGAGAUGGAAAAGACAAAGUCGAUCCCAGUCGUGCCGCGCAGGACCAAGGACGGGGCGAUCCUCGUGGACUGGUACUACUCAGACGACCCCGAGAACCCGCAGAACUGGUCCAGCCUGCGCCGCGCCCUGGUCACCACCAUCAUCUGCCUCUACACCUUUGUCGUGUACAUGUCCUCGGCCAUCUACACCACCUCUGAGGAGGGCGUGAUGGAGGAGUUUGGCGUCGGCAAGACCAAGGCCGCCCUCGGCCUGUCCCUGUUCGUGCUGGGCUACGGCACGGGCCCUCUUCUCUUCAGCCCGCUCUCUGAGCUCCCGGCCGUCGGCAGGAACCCCGUCUACGUGGUCACCAUGUUCCUCUACACCAUCGUGUCCAUCCCCACGGCGCUGGUCGGCAACUACCCGGGCCUCAUGGUCCUGCGCUUCCUCCAGGGCUUCUUCGGCUCGCCCUGCCUGGCCUCGGGCGGCGCCUCGGUCGGCGACAUGUACAGCCUGCUCAGCCUCCCCUACGCCAUGAUCGCCUGGGUCAGCGCGGCCUACUGCGGCCCCGCCCUGGGCCCCCUGCUGAGCGGCUUCAGCGUCCCCGUCAUGGGGUGGCGCUGGUCCCUGCUGGAGGUGAUCUGGGCGGCCAGCCCCGUGUUCCUGCUCAUGUUUGUGCUGCUGCCCGAGACGAGCGCGCAGGCCAUCCUGCUGCGGCGGGCCCAGCGGCUGCGCAGGCGCACAGGCGACGCGCGGUUCCUGUCGCAGAGCGAGAUUGACCAGCGCCACAUGAAGGCGUCGGCGGUGCUGGUGGACGCGCUCAUCAAGCCGCUCGAGAUCACGCUCAAGGACCCGGCCAUCCUGUUUGUGCAGAUCUACACGGCCAUCAUCUACGGCAUCUACUACAGCUUCUUCGAGGUGUUCCCGCUCGUCUACCCCGUGUACUACGGCAUGACCCCCGGCCAGAUCGGCCUCGUCUUCCUGUGCGUCCUCGUGGCGUGUCUCGUCGGUAUCGCCAUCUACACCAGCUACAUCUACUUCUACAUGAAUCCCCGCAUCCGCGCCAAGGGCUGGCCUGUCCAGGAAACCCGCCUCGUGCCCGCCCUCCUCGCCUCGUUUGGCCCCACCCUCGGCCUCUUCAUCUUCGCCUGGACCGCCGCCCCGCGCUUUCCCUGGAUCGCGCCCACCAUCGGCAUUACCGUCUAUGGCGCGACUGUCUUUGUCGUCAUGCAGUGCCUGUUUGUCUAUAUCCCCCUCAGCUAUCCGCAGUAUGCCGCCUCCCUGUUUGCAGGCAACGACUUCUUCCGCAGCGCCAUGGCCUGUGGUAGUAUCUUGUUCGCGGGCCCGCUGUACGGCAACUUGGGCGUGGCAAGGGGGACGAGUCUUCUGGGGGGCUUGAGCACGAUUGGCAUCCUUGGCAUCUUUUUGCUGUAUAUUUAUGGCGCCAGGCUGAGGGCGCUGAGCAAGUUUGCCGUGUCGUCGUCUGAGGAGUGA
Molecule: messenger RNA, 1698 nt
Organism: Cryphonectria parasitica EP155
Lineage: Eukaryota; Fungi; Ascomycota; Sordariomycetes; Diaporthales; Cryphonectriaceae
Product: MFS general substrate transporter
Exons: 2
Coding region: 1-1698 (565 amino acids)
Biological process (GO): xenobiotic detoxification by transmembrane export across the plasma membrane
Molecular function (GO): fluconazole transmembrane transporter activity
Source: RefSeq, a predicted model, not a curated record